UUACACCCACAUGUGAAACACCCAGCAAUUCUCCCACGACAUAGUCAUAUAUCAACAUUACUCAUCAGACAUUAUCAUGAGCAAGUGUAUCACCAAGGGAGAGGAAUGACUAUAAAUGAACUGCGAUCAAACGGUUUCUGGAUUUUGGGAUGUAGCAAAGCAGUGUCUUCAUAUAUCUACAAAUGCACUAGGUGCAGGAAACUGAGAAGAUGCACCGAAGAGCAAAGGAUGGCAAAUCUUCCUCAGGAACGUAUGGAGACAACCCCUCCUUUCACAUACUGCGGGAUGGACUGUUUCGGUCCUUUCUGCGUCAAAGAAGGAAGAAAGGAGUUGAAACGCUAUGGGCUUCUACUUACAUGUAUGUGUUCCAGAGCGGUCCAUGUAGAAAUGCUGGAUGAUUUAUCCACUGACGCAUUCAUUAAUGCUUUGCGUGCUUUCAUUGCCAUACGUGGACCUGUGCGUCAACUUAGAUCUGACCAGGGCACUAAUUUCGUGGGUGCAAGACGAGAAUUUGCUGAAGCACUAAAGGGAAUUAACCAAGAACGCCUAAAGGAGUUUGGCUGUGAAUUCAUCAUGAACACCCCAUCAACCAGUCACAUGGGUGGCAUUUGGGAGAGGCAGAUUCGGACAAUAAGAAGUGUUUUGACAUCCAUUCUGGAUCAAUCAGCUCAAAGACUUGAUAGUGCCUCACUAAGAACAUUUCUCUAUGAAGUCAUGGCUAUCGUGAAUAGCAGACCUUUAACCACAGAGCAUCUGAAUGAUCCAUCUGGUCCGCAGCCUCUUACACCUAACCAUAUCUUGACUAUGAAGACUUCAAUAAUUUUACCACCACCUGGAGAGUUUGUCAAGGAAGACCUUUAUCUUCGUAAAAGAUGGCGUAAGGUGCAGUAUUUAGCAAAUGAGUUCUGGUCACGUUGGAGAAAAGAAUAUCUUCUAAACCUGCAACACAGGCAGAAAUGGCACAAGCAUCGUAGAAAUGCAAAGGUCAAUGACAUUGUCAUUCUGAAAGAUGACACAGCUCCACGCAGUCAGUGGAAGCUAGCGAAGGUAACAGAAGUGCACAGUGGUACAGAUGGCUGUGUGAGAACAGUGAAGUUAUUGAUUAGUGAUUCGACACUGGAUAAAAAGGGCAAACGUGUUACUAAACCGACUUACCUUGAAAGGCCCAUCCAGAAAAUAGUUACCCUGAUUGAAGCAGAUUAAAAGUUUACCUUGUGUCUACCAUUCCUUGGGUUAGUCCAUAAUAUUUUUGAUUAAAAGUACUGUCAAUAAGUUACAAAAUCACAAGAAAGUGCUUUGGUGGGAGUGUAACUGACAGAGAAGUCUGUUAAUAUUUCAUGUUUAUUUUAUUAUUUUGUUAAAGACCUUUAAUUUGAACUGCUUUGUAAAGAACUGUUUUAGUGGAGACUUUUAUUAUGAAAAGCACAGUGUAACUCAGGAAGUUGUUGUCUACACCGCAUGGCAAGUUGAAGCUGUAUUCCACGUUUCUAAAGAGCAUUUAAGUUCAUUUACUCAUCUGAAGUUACAGAAAAUAUUACCAGAUGUAAGAUUAAGUUCUCCUUUGGUAAUAAGCAGCCAAUGAAUUCUCACGGCAUCUUGAAUUGGAUGGUUAUCCUCAUGGUGAACCAGUCAAUAAAUCGCCUGUCAUCAGAGAA
Molecule: messenger RNA, 1655 nt
Organism: Cyprinus carpio (common carp)
Lineage: Eukaryota; Metazoa; Chordata; Actinopteri; Cypriniformes; Cyprinidae
Biological process (GO): DNA integration
Molecular function (GO): nucleic acid binding
Source: RefSeq, a predicted model, not a curated record